AUGGCGGAAGAAGAGACCCCUAGAGAGACACCCGAAGACACGCGCGGCGACGACAACCAACACUCGGCCUCGAAGUCCGCCGCCAAUCAGGCAGCGAAGGAUCGAAAAUGUCAAUACUGCCAUCAGGCGUUCACGUCGUCGUCUCUGGGCCGCCACCUUGACCAGUUCCUGUUCAAGAAGAAGCCCGACGGGGUCCACGACGUUGAGGAGAUUCGGCGUAUCCGCAGUGGGAUCACUCGUCGCCAGGCUCGCACAACCUCUGGCAAGCGAGAUGGCAGCCCCGAACGCGCCUCGAAGAAGGGCCAUGGCGAUUCAUAUACCUCAGUAGAUUCGGCCUCCAAAUCGCGCGACGCUCCAGUGCGCAUGAUGUUCAAUACGCCCACUUGGCACGCAACCGGGGUCAUCAAUGACAUCCCUAACCCGAACCGCACGAUGGACGGACCACGACUUGCCUCGUCUCAAUCGCGAUCCGGACCGUCGCAGCUGCCAGAUUUCGCUAGUCGAGGAUCCACCGCGAACAAUCCCGACACAAUGAAGGCACUAGAGCUGGCACUGCGAGAAGUGCUUGACAACAUAAAGGCUGCAACCUCUCGAUUCCGGCCCCCGAUGUCUCCAUUUGAUUUCGACAUACAGUCCCAGUCGUUCCCUUCCCUCUGUCUACAGCUGCUGCCUCCCCCGCCGAGCUUGUUCGCGGCACAUCCAUUCCCCUCUCCGACUUCCUUCCCGCUCCAACCCCCUGGUUCCGAACAUCUUGAUAUUGUCCGACAGGCUCUCCGUUCAAAAAUUUCACAGUGGCAGUCGGACCAAAUUGCAGCGGAGUCUUUGGCUCACUCAAGACCCGUUGGCGGUAAUCUGGACCACUCUUUCAUCUAUCGCACCGCGCAACAACAUGAAGAAAUGGCUCUCCGACAUAUGGAGCUAGCAUUCGAUCAUUGGAAUAGACUCUCUUCCGACACUAGAUGCGAAUUAUGGCAGCUGGAGACCACACGUGCAUUUGCUCGCGAAGUUGAGAAACGAAAAUCCGUGGAUGAACAGCUCGCCCGAGUGCAGCAGGAAGCAAACCAACUCCGGGCACAAGUUGAGCGAUUGGGAUCAUGUCAAUGGCCGCGCGAAUUUGCCUUGUUUCCUCCUGACACGCUUCCAAUUUCCCGAGACGUUGCGCGGGAGUUGGACACGAAGGAGAGUCACAUUAGCCCCAACUCGUCCCGCUGGGACUAUGACAAUGUGGUGGCCAAGUGGAAACGUGUUGUCAUGCACGAUAAAAGUAUGGGGCGUAUUGGCGUAGGCCAUGCCAAUACGAACACCUCCGGAGAAUUUGAUAGCCUUCAACAACGCGACAGCCCUGACCUCCGCCCUCCCCGUCCAGGCGAGGAUACCUCGUCUCAUCCCAAUCGCUUGCGUCCUCUACAAAACACCGCUACAAUGAGCCCAGAUCCCGCCGCAGCCUCUACACCAGCUUCCUCCAUUCAUUACGCCUCUCCAUACUCACAUGCCGAUACUCGCAGCCCGCCGGGUGGUGCUGGAGCAGGCUCGCAGGCGAAGCGUCCACGGCUGAUGAAUGGAUCAGAUAGUUCUUCGGUUGCCGAUCCCUCUGCAGUUGGCAAACCACUUGGUCCUAGUCUAUGGCCUUCAUCCACUCCGAUUUUGUCUAACCUUGCAGCGCCGUCUGGGCAUACUCCCCCGGGUUCCUCUCGAGGCUAG
Penicillium macrosclerotiorum is the source of this 1701-nucleotide messenger RNA. RefSeq lists its product as uncharacterized. The transcript is spliced from 2 exons. Bases 1 to 1701 code for a protein of 566 amino acids. NCBI's taxonomy places the organism in Eukaryota, Fungi, Ascomycota, Eurotiomycetes, Eurotiales, Aspergillaceae. The record is from RefSeq and is a predicted model, not a curated record.